Molecule: messenger RNA, 515 nt
Organism: Paramecium octaurelia
Lineage: Eukaryota; Ciliophora; Oligohymenophorea; Peniculida; Parameciidae
Source: the annotation of a GenBank genome assembly
AUGCAAUGUCUGUAGUUAUUUAAAUAAAGGUUUAGAUAGAUAGAUAAAUAAAUUAUAUAAUAUUAUAAAUUAUUUAAAGAACUUAUUAGCAUUGUGUGCAAAGAAAUUUUAUGACAAUACAAUUUUUCAUAGAAAUAUUCCAGGAUUUAUCAUUUAAGGUGGAGAUCCUACAGGUAAUCUAAAAUAUGGAUUUAGUAUUUAAGGAACAGGCAAGGGUGGGGAAUGCAUUUAUGGAAGAUAUUUUGAGGAUGAAAUUGUUCCAGAAAUAAAACAUGAUAGAAGAGGAAUAGUCUCAAUGGCAAAUGCAGGAAAGGAUACUAAUCAAUCACAGUUUUUCAUUACCUAUUCGAAAUAAAAUCACUUGAAUGGUCUCUAUACUGCAUUUGGUAAAGUUAUAUAUGGAUGGGAGGCUCUUGAUUUGAUGGAAAAGGAGACUGUGGAUAACAAUUACAAACCAUUGAAUGAGAUUAAAAUAUUUAAGACAACCAUCAUGCAAAUCCAAUAGCAGACAUCGA